AUGAUUAAUUAUAAAAUUUUAGCUUGUUUAGUCGCGAUUGCACCAAUUUCCGUUUAUUAUUUGCGUUUUUUAUUAAGAAAGAGUAAAAAUGAAUCAUUAAAUGAAGUUUAUUGGACAAAUCAUUUAAGCAAUAAGUGUGAAAGUGAUAAGUGUAAUUUAAAUUAUUGUACAAUGUAUAGAAACGCACAAUUGAAAAAAUUAAUUGAAAACGCAAAAUAUUCCAUUGAUUUAGCAAUGCACAUUUUUACUUCACUAGAAUUAUCUGAUGCAAUAUUGCAAGCAUUUAAAAGAAAUAUUCGCGUUCGUAUCAUAUGUUGCAAUUUACAACACGGUUCGACUGGUUCCCAAGUAUGGAAUUUAUACGAUGAAGGAAUUGCUGUAAGAUUUCAAAAAGUUAAUGGAGAGCAACUAAUGCAUCAUAAGUUUUGUAUUAUCGAUGGUAAAAAUCGUGUCAGUGUUUUAAGAAAAACUUCUGAGGUGGGACUAAAAAAUGAACCAAAUUCAAUAUUAAUGUCAGGAUCUUGUAACUGGACGCGUCAGGGACUUUAUUCAAAUUGGGAAAAUAUUGUGGUGACUUCUGAGAGAAAACUUAUUGAUUCUUUUGAAAAGGAAUUUGAAUUAAUGUGGAAUGAAUUUCGUCCACAGAAAUAA
Molecule: messenger RNA, 651 nt
Organism: Condylostylus longicornis
Lineage: Eukaryota; Metazoa; Arthropoda; Insecta; Diptera; Dolichopodidae
Gene: zuc
Product: mitochondrial cardiolipin hydrolase
Exons: 3
Coding region: 1-651 (216 amino acids)
Biological process (GO): piRNA processing
Cellular component (GO): mitochondrion
Molecular function (GO): RNA endonuclease activity producing 5'-phosphomonoesters, hydrolytic mechanism
Source: RefSeq, a predicted model, not a curated record